AAUGAUAAGUUUACAUUGUCUGUUGUAACAGUGUGUUAAAAUACAUUUGUUGAGCCAAUGAAAACUAAGAGCCAUCAGGAUCAAGCGGUUGGUGACUGUAAUCUUUGUGUGAAUAUUAAAAUAAUUGCUCAGGAGUGUGUUCUUAAUGUGUGUAAAUUGUGUGAAAAUUAAACCGUGGCACUAAAACACAGUAUGAUCUCAUUUAAAAAAUAUGUGUUAGUUUGUUGACUCAAUUAAACAUCAAGAUUCAGACUAUAAACCUCACCAUUGUUUAGGUUUUUAUGAUGUCUAAGUGAACAAAGACAAUUGCCUAUUUAUUUUAUCACAGUAUCUUUGUAUUUAUGAACCAGGACAUUCAAAUCAGUCAUAAGAAAUCUACUUCCACAUUAUUUAGUGUCACUUCUCAUCUUUAUUAUAGCUUGAUAGACUUUCAAAAACUUAACUUAAUGUUAUUUUUUCUUUCCUCACCCCAGGACUCUGGUGCUAUCAAAUUAAGGACUGGUAAAGGGAAUUUAAAUGAUUGUACUACAUUUCCGGCUCUAAAAUAAUCUAUAAAGUUCAAGUGAAGUUAAAACGAUUCCUUGAGUAGCAUUGCUUGUGCCAUCACAUCAAAUCAAACCGUAUCGAACCGAACAGUGGUAACAAAACUGUUACAAGAACUGAACAGUGGCAUUGAUGUAUCGUUACGCCCCUACUGCUUUUAGUGACAACUGUAUAUCUCAUUACACUUCUGCCUCUACAUCCACUAAACAUUUUUGAGUUUGCAUUACGUUAUUGUAAAUAUGAGUGUGUGACAGUCUAGAUUAUUAUUUGAUUAUUUCUGUGAUCUUUCUGUAGCGCCAGUUAUAGACAGAUAAUCACACUUAUAUAUUUCUAUUAGACGAGAAGUUCAGGAGAGAGAGUGACUGACAACAUGAUGUGAUCCUUUUACCCCUCCACUAAAUACAGUACAGGCAGAAGUUUUGGAGUAUCAUUUUUACAUUUUAUGUUGAUAACUUAUAUUUUUAUCUUCUGAUCAAUAUGUUUCUGGAGCUCUCAAGACUUCAUGCAACUGUAACGAGUUAUAAUAAAUACAAUACAAGUUUAAUGUAUUGUUGCUUUUUCACUAAAAUCCUUAUUAUUUUAUUACUGAUGUAUUUCCGUUUUUCUCUGAGCAAUAUAUGUUGAUCUUUACGAUUUAUUCUCCAGAGACUUUUAUUUUGAUAUUUUCUUCUGCCGCUCUUGUGGUGCCAUUUUGAAGUGUGUGCGCGCCUCUCUUCAGUUUGCAUUGCAUGCGGUGGAGAGAGGUAAGCGUUUUUCAGAGCUCUACAAACUUAAUUUGCUCAUAGAUUGAAAAGUAUGUUAAUCGUGUUGAUAUCCCUUUUGUGAACAGUACAGAGACUGUGUAUUGUGUUCUUUUGCAUGUUAUAUGUGUGAGUGGAUCAAUAAUGUGGAGAUAUAUUGUGUGGGCCUUAUGAUAUGCAUUAACAGGGCUUUGAGUCAUUAAUCAGCUAACUAGUGUUGUAUCAUAUAGGUGAUGUAAUGAUGAGAUCUUCACAAGCAGUUUGUCAUCUUUGUUGAUGUUGAUUCACAGGUAUUCCACAUCUUUCAAUGUUAUGUGUAUUAUUUUUGAUUGUUAAUGAAGUUUGCAUUGCAUGCGGUGGAGAGAGGUGAUGUAAUGAUGAGAUCUUCACAAGCAGUUUGUCAUCUUUGUUGAUGUUGAUUCACAGAUGGUGAUCAGUCCAUGUUGGGUGUGAGCGACUAUUAAUAAACAUCCCUGGUCUGGUGAACCGCAGUAACAGUGUCCUGGUCCUUCUAUUACACAACGCAGAGACAGUAGCGUAACAGCGGUCAGUUGCAGACCGGUUACAUUGGUGCCGUGACCCGGAUCAGAAGAUUUGCUUCAGGAUCAACGUCAGUUGGGUCGCCGAGGGACGCUGCAUUGAGGAGAGGAUCCUGUCGAGUACUGGGUGCGUUUGAACAAAGCAGUGGAUUUUGCAGAGGAAGCUUUAAAGAGACUUGGGCGACGAAUGGAAGAUCCAUGCCAAGAAGCUGCAAUGAUGUUCGUGAAAUACUGCCCUGAUUCCACUCUUGCUGCAGUUUUCCGUUUCAAAGCUCCAGAAAAGUGGACCGCACAGGAAAUCCAAGAACAGCUUGACCGGUACCACACAGAGUUAAAAGAGCAGAUGUCAGUCAAGCCAAAGCGUCACCCUGUUACAAGACAUGUCACCGCUCACGUUCAGACAUUCAAUGAGGAUGAACAGGAUGUUGACUCUCCAGAGCUAGAUUUGUCAGCUGUCAGCUGCAGGCCGGAUGAAUCUGUUAUGAGAAUUCUUCUGCUGGGCAGGAAGAUGUCUGGGAAAAGUUCAUCUGGAAACACUAUACUGGGACAGAAGAAGUUUAAAGUUAAAAAACAGAAAGCUGAAGUUUGUGAAGAAGUAACACGCAUCGGUGAAAAACAAGUGCAUGUGAUCGACACUCCAGAUCUGCUGGAUUCAGACAUGACUAAAGAAGAGGUACAAACCCUGAGAGAGAAAGUCCUCUCUUUGUGUAAAGAAGGGCUCAGUGCAGUUCUGCUGGUCAUGCCAUUAUAUAAAGAUGUGGAAAAUGAAGAAGAGCUUUUAUAUGUGAUUAGAUCAUUAUUAGGCCCUGAAGUUAAGAAUUACAUCAUGCUUCUGUUCACACACGGAGAUGAACUGGAGGAUGAGGAAGAAAACCUUGAUGAAUAUCUACAAAGCCACAAAGAUCUCCAGCAGUUGGAUGUCACCUCUAAGGAGAAGUUUCAUUGUUUUGAUAAUAGGUGUAAAGCAAGGGAUCAGGUCACGGAACUACUAGACAAGAUCGAUAAAAUGAAAGCACACAAUGGAGGUCAAUUUCUCAUGGCACAACUGGAAAGAAGUGACAGCAAGGACACAGUGUUUGAUUUUUCAGGAAAGAACCCAGCAGGUGAAGUUCCCCUCAGACUGGUGUUACUGGGGAAAACUGGAGCUGGAAAAAGUGCCACAGGAAACACAAUCCUCGGCAGAAAGGUGUUCAAAUCUAUCACCUGCUCAAACUCUCAAACCAAACACUGCAGUUCAGAAUCCAGCGUGAGGAGUGGAAAAGCCAUCACAGUGAUCGACACACCUGGACUGCACGAUAAUGAACUCAGUGAAGAGGAGGUUAUGCAAGAAAUAGUGAAAUGCAUGAUCCACUCAUCUCCUGGACCACACGCUUUUCUCAUCGUGAUUAAAGUUGGUCGAUUCACUGAGGAAGAGAAAAACACAGUCAAGCAACUCAAAGAAGUGUUCGGAGAACAGAUCGAGAAGUACACCAUGAUCCUCUUCACGCAUAAGGAUCAGUUGGAGAAGGAAAAGAAAACCAUUAAGGAUUUUCUGGAAAAUGGUGAUUCAGAUCUUCUAGACAUUGUAAAAAGUUGUGGAAACAGACACUUCUGUUUGGACAACGAAUCAUCCAACUAUAAACAACAUAAAGAUAUGAUCAGUAAAAUAGAGGCAAUGGUUGCAGAAAAUGGAGGCAUGCACUUCUCUAAUGACAUGUUUGAGGAAACAGAGAAGUUUAUACAGGAGAUUCAGAAACAGAAAUUCAAUGAGAAAGUUAAGAGUCAAAAAGAGAAGAACAAAGAUGUUGUUCAAACUGAAUGGCAGAAAAUAUACUGGCGUUUAGCAGAAGAGUCAAGAGAGGAAGCUUUGAGGGUUACAUUUGGGGAAUUUUACUUAGCACAUUUUUGUUUACCAAGGACUAGUAAAGAGAGAGAAAGCACGAUAAAGGAAGCUGAGAGUAAAGGGAUCAGUUCUAUAAAGGCACGCAAACUUGCUCUCAAAGCCACAGCAAAAUUAGCAAAACAGAAGAUGUGUGGAGUUCAGUGAGAAAAGCCAUGAGCCAAGAAAAUUAUCUUAAGCCUAAAUUAUAGAGACAGAUUACAUUUAGAUUGUUAAAUACAUGUUUGAUGUUUAAACAAUCAUGAAAAAUCACAGCAUAUGUUGAAUGAUACAAAUGAUGGUAAAGAAGCCUUCAUAAAUAACAUGUAGUGUAUUUAGGCCAAAGAGAGAAAACAAUGUCACAUAAAAUGUUUUUGCUUUUACAUUGUAUAUUGUAUAGUGACAUUUAUGGACAUGGGCAUGUAUAUUUUACAUUUAUACAUAUGACAGAGACUUGCAUUGUACUACAAUCCGCUGAUCAAACCCAUGACCUUGGCGUUGGUAGCGCCAUGCUCUGAGCCACAGGAAAGCUAUUAAAAUGGUUUUCAACAUAAAUAGCGAGUUGAAAAGUGAUCAACAUCUCAACAGAUCAACAGUGGAGGCUAAGCGAGAGCUGCACGUUUAGGGCCAGUACUAAGGGGUCAGCAUUUGGCCAGUGAGCAAAUUCUGCAAGGGGCCUGAAGUGGGCCAGUAAAGUGCCAGCGCAGGCUUGCUUGCAGGGAUAUUAUUGUGGGCAAAAAAUUGUCACCCAAAUUUGUGAGUAAAUAGUUACGUCAUUAACUUAAAGACCAGGAAAAGGCGAUUUCAAAAGCUGUUUCUAAACAAAUCCGGCCCUCACCUUACCACCUCAUCUGGCCCACAUCCCUACACAUCAAUAAAUGAACACUGUUAAUGUUAAUAUAAUGCUCACUCAAGAGUAUUAAAAAGUAACACUGAAGCAGAGUUCAAGUUAAUGAGAUAAUUAAGAUGAUUAAUGAAGUGAUGAUUGAUGAUUAAUGAUGAACACCUGCUGAUAACAAACACAAUCACUGAAGAGAACAUGAAAACCAUAAUAGUGUUUAGUGUUUCCUUUAGUUUGACUCUUAAGCUUGACAUCUAUUUGUAAUUAGCUAUAAUAGUGUGUUUUAGAGACACAUUUAUAACUGACAAACAUCAGCUAUUUAUCUUGGCUCAAAGCUACUGUAUCAUCUAAUUUGAAAGUAACAUAGGAGACAUGUCAAAUUUAGACCUAUUAAUUUAAUAAUGUGCCACAAUUGUCUAGUAAAGGCUUAUAUCAAAGCUAUACAUUUUCACAAAAUUAUAAGACAUAUAAUUUAAAUCUUUCAGACAUCAAGUAUUAGCUUAUGAAUCUCAACAAUGGUGACACAAGUCAUAUAUUUUAUUGUAGCUGCAAGGCAUGCUGGGAGUGAUGUAUGAGUUGUUUUAUUUCAGAACUGCUUUCAUUUGCCUGGAACUUUUGCUUUUUUUUACAGUAUUUUGCUGUGCUGCUUUAUUAAUGUGUGAUGUACUGUUUUGAUUUUUGUGCAGCGCUUUGAGCAGAAAAUUUUUAAUGGCACGAUAUAAAAUAAAUGUAUUAUUAUUAUUAUACAAAAUGUCCUGUUUUUUCAUGUUUUAAGAAUGUGCCCAGCUAAAAAAAGUCACCAUCAUGGUUAUCAGUGUUUCCUUAAAUAAGGCUCUUGUAUCUUGACUCUGAGUGUAAGAUGUUUUGCCAUGUUGUAACUGUGUGCAUGCAGAUGUACUGUUGUUAUGGCAAUAUAAUGAGAGUCCAUC
Molecule: messenger RNA, 5450 nt
Organism: Triplophysa dalaica
Lineage: Eukaryota; Metazoa; Chordata; Actinopteri; Cypriniformes; Nemacheilidae
Product: GTPase IMAP family member 4-like
Exons: 4
Coding region: 2010-3848 (612 amino acids)
Molecular function (GO): GTP binding
Source: RefSeq, a predicted model, not a curated record